This is a messenger RNA of Oncorhynchus nerka (sockeye salmon), 3179 nucleotides long. Its product is annotated as replication factor C subunit 1-like. The record is from RefSeq and is a predicted model, not a curated record. Gene Ontology annotation, biological process: DNA replication; DNA repair. Gene Ontology annotation, cellular component: nucleus; DNA replication factor C complex. NCBI's taxonomy places the organism in Eukaryota, Metazoa, Chordata, Actinopteri, Salmoniformes, Salmonidae. Gene Ontology annotation, molecular function: DNA clamp loader activity; DNA binding; ATP binding.
CGAAGAUGAAGAAGAAAUCCGUCUCAACAGACGAAGAAGUAAAGAAGAAGAAGAAACCUGCCACCAAGAUCACCAGCCCCAAGGUGGAGAAGAAGAAGAAGAAGAAGAAGGACAAUGAUAAAAAGAGAAAGAGGCGUGUUGUCAUUGAGUCAGACUCUGAGGAGGAGGUAGUGGAGCAGAAGCAGAAGGCCCAGAAACCAAACCCUCCUCUUCCUCCGGCUCCUCUUCCUCCUGCCAAGAAAGACCCGGUGCAGUACGUCUCUGAGACAGAUUCAGACAGCGAUAACUUCCUGUCUCUGAAGAAGGAAGUGACCAAACCAGGGAAGUCCCAGGCUAAUGGAGUGACCAGACCAGGGAAGGCCCACACUGGGACCAAAGAGAGCCACAGGUCCCCCCCGAAACCCACCCUUGCUCCCGCCACAGGGAAAGGAGGGAUGAAGAAGUCUCCUCCAGCCCCCGUCACCCCUAAAUCAGCGCCCCCGCAGAGCAAACGCACCCCCACCUCUGUCCUGGACUACUUUGGCAGUGGGAGUGUCCAGCGCUCGGACAAGAAACUGGUGGCCAGUACCAAGAGGAAGACUCUCUCUCAGGACCCUGAUGAGUCGCUGACUGAUGAGGUCAUCGCCCAGCAGCUGCAGAUAGAUGAGGACAUGGAGUUGGAGAGGCAGGUCCACGAGGACGAGGAGUUUGCCAAGACGCUGGCCAUGUUGGACCAACAACCACACGCCAAAAAGGCUCGUAAAUACUCUGGUGAGGAUCAGGGGUCUGCCACGUCAGCCAACAAAAGCAGUGCUAACUCCUCCCACAGCAGCACUACCAGCCAAUCACAGUCCAAUGGGCGGGACCACAACCAGGACGUGAUCGGUCCGUCCCCUAAAAAGGUCCCCCCUCUUGUUAAGACAAGUUCCAAACUGUCCAUGAUGAAGAAAAGGGAGGAGGAAGAGGAAGGAGGAGGCAAGACAAAUCUGAGUAUCAAUGCGUCCGUCUCUCCCAAAAAGGAGCGCAUCUCUCCCAAAAAGGAGUUCCUAACCCCUUCGAGCACAGACAGGAAGUCCAAGCUCAAAACAGGAAGUGUAACCAUGGUGACCACACCCACGACUCUUAAAACCUCCCCCAAGAAAGAGAGCACCAGUCCAGAGGAAUCGGAGAAGAAGCGAGGGAAUUCCUCAGCCUUCCGUAGUUUCCUGAACCGAGACGGACCCAGAGCCCUGGGAUCUAAACCCAUACCCACUGGAGCAGAGAACUGCCUGGAGGGGUGUGUGUUUGUGAUCUCUGGUGUGUUGGAGAGUAUGGAACGUGAGGAUGCUAAGUCCCUGAUAGAACGCAACGGAGGGAAGGUGACCGGUAACAUCAGUAAGAGGACCACAUACCUGGUGUUGGGCAGAGAUGGAGGAGCCGCCAAGACUGAGAAGGCGGAGGGGUUUGGAACUAAGAUCCUGGAUGAGGAUGGUCUGUUGGAGCUCAUCAGAAGUACACCAGGGAAGAAGUCCAAGUACCUGAUUGCUGCCGAGGCAGAGAACAAGGGAUUUAAGAGCAGAACCCCGGACACCAAGACCACCUCCCGCACCCCCAAACAGUCCCCCAAAACUCGCUCCAUGACCCCCAGCCCCUCCAAACCCGGCUCAGCGUCGGGGCGAGGAGUCCGGGUAGGGGACAGCGUGACCCUCCCAGGGAGGGGUACAGGUUCAGGGGUCAAAAGAGGGCUGGACUUGGGGGGUAAGAGCCAAUCAUCUUCCUCCUCUGCCACUGUCUUUGCCCUCAUUCGCGGUGAAGAUUUCAGUCUGCUGUGGGUGGAUAAGUACCGCCCCAAUCUGAAGGCUGUGAUUGGUCAGCAGGGAGACCAGAGCCAAGCCAAUAAGUUGCUUCGCUGGCUGAAGAACUGGCACACCCACCAUGCAGUGGGAGGGGCUAAAACAGCAGGGAGAGGGUUUGGUAAGUUCACCAGUACUAAGGAUAAUGGUUCAAGCUUCAAGGCAGCCCUUUUAUCUGGACCUCCUGGCGUGGGCAAGACCACCACAGCUGCCUUGGUCUGUGAGGAGCUGGGCUACAGCUAUGUAGAGAUGAAUGCCAGCUGUACUCGCAGUAAGAACAGUCUGAAACAAGUGAUCGCUGAGUCUCUGAACAACACCAGUAUCAACAACUUCUACACAGGUUCGUCUCAGACAGUCAGUAGUAAACAUGUCCUCAUCAUGGAUGAGAUUGAUGGCAUGGCCGGCAACGAAGACCGCGGAGGAAUACAGGAGAUGAUAGGUCUGAUAAAACAGUCCAGGAUCCCCAUCAUCUGUAUGUGUAACGACCGUAAUCACCAAAAGAUCCGCUCUCUGGCCAACUACUGCUUUGACCUGCGCUUCCAGAGACCACGACUAGAGCAGAUCAAGGGUGCCAUGAUGUCCAUUGCUUUCAAAGAGGGUCUGAAAGUCCCGCCUCCUGCCCUCAACGAGAUGAUCCUGGCAUCCAAUCAGGACAUCCGACAGGUCCUCCACAACCUGAGCAUGUGGUCGGCUAAGGACAAGGUCAUGACCUACGACCGGGUCAAAGAGGACGCCAACAACGCACGCAAGGACAUGAAGUUGGGUCCGUUCGACGUGUGUCGGAAGGUGUUCUCCAAGGGGGAGGAGUCAGGUCACAUGACGUUGAUUGACAAGUCGGACUUGUUCUUCCACGAUUACUCCCUGGCCCCCCUCUUCGUCCAGGAGAACUAUAUACAUGUUAAACCUGCUGCUGCUGGUGGUGAUAUGAAGUCCCACCUGGUCCUCCUCAGUAAGACAGCUGAUUCUAUCUGUGAUGGAGACCUGGUGGACAGACAGAUACGUUCCAAACAGGCCUGGUCUCUACUGCCCACACAGGCCAUAUAUUCCAGUGUGUUACCAGGAGAGUUGAUGAGGGGUUAUAUGACCUCCUUCCCCUCGUUUCCCUCCUGGCUGGGAAAGUUCUCCUCUGGCAAUAAACACUCCAGGAUCAUUCAGGAGCUGGCCUCUCACAUGAGCCUCAGGACAUUAAGUAGCAGACAGGCAGUGAGCCUUGGACUACUCCUCUACCUCCGCAUGGCCCUGUUGUGUCCUCUUCAGAGGCAGGGGGCGGAGGGGGCCGACAGGGCCGUCCAGCCGUUAGACGACUACCACCUGGUCAGAGAGGAUGUGGACAGCCUUCAUGGAGAUCUGCCUCUGGGGGCAGCCUGA